UUCCUAGCCGGUUCCACUUCUGUGUAGAGUCGUCGAAAAUGGCAGACCAGCAGGAGUCUCUCCGGGAGUUCGUGACGGUGACUGGAGUGGAUGAAGAACGGGCUCGCUUUUUCUUAGAGUCUGCUGGUUGGGACCUACAGCUUGCUUUGGCCAGUUUCUAUGAAGAUGGUGGUGAUGAUGAUGACAUAGAAACCCUUCCACCACCAGCCUCUGACCCAAGACCUGCAGUUCCCAGCGACCACAGAAUAACUUCGUUCAGAGAUUUGAUGCAUGAAGUAGAGGAAGAUGAGGAUGAAGAGGAAGGUCAAAGGUUCUAUGCAGGUGGCUCAGAGAGGAGUGGUCAGCAGAUAGUAGGUCCCCCAAGGAAGAAGAAUGCAAAUGAGCUUGUGGAUGACCUGUUUAAAGGAGCAAAGGAACACGGUGCAGUGGUUGUGGAUCGAGCAGGAAAAGCACCUGGAGAAACCAGCAGACAGCCAUUCGCUGGUGGAGGAUACCGUCUUGGUGCAACUACAGAGGAGCAGUCUGCGUACGUGUCUGGUGCAAGAGGGUCUGAUGCCGCCCAGGAUGUUCAUGUUGUAUUGAAGCUGUGGAAGCAUGGAUUCAGUUUGGAUGAUGGAGAACAAAGAAGCUAUGCAGAUCCAGCCAAUGCUCAGUUCCUGGAGUCCAUUCGCAGAGGUGAAAUCCCUCAGGAGUUGCGUAGGCUGGCACGUGGUGGACAGGUGAACCUAGAUAUGGAGGAUCACCGAGAUGAGGAUUACAUGAAACCAAAGCCUGUGUUUAAAGCCUUUGCAGGAGAAGGGCAGAAACUUGGCAGCACAGCCCCUCAUGUUGUUUCCUCUGGUUCACCAGCUCAGCAGGCAGAAAAUGAAGCUCGAGCCAGCUCUUCUGUUUCAGUUGAUAGUUCGCUGCCUGUCACUAGCAUUCAAAUACGACUGGCUGAUGGAGGACGCCUAGUCCAAAAAUUCAACCACACACACAGGAUUCGUGACAUACGGCAGUUCAUUGUUGACGCACGCCCGGCAAUGGGUGCUACUGAAUUUGUGCUGAUGACUACUUUUCCGAACAAAGAGCUGAUAGAUGAGGACCAAACUCUAAAGGAUGCUAACCUUCUUAAUGCUGUUAUAGUGCAGCGAUUAAAGUAGAAGUCUGCUUCAACCAUUGCUGUGGCAGGUUAUGCCUAUAAACAUGGAAAAAGUGCACGCCUGCUGCGGUUUGGAUUCCUAGAACUGUGCUGGACAUUUUUGCCGACUUUAGUUGACAUUUUUGCAGGCUGUGGUGGACUGUGGACUUAAAUAAAGCUUUUAAAAAGGAAA
Molecule: messenger RNA, 1313 nt
Organism: Protopterus annectens (West African lungfish)
Lineage: Eukaryota; Metazoa; Chordata; Ceratodontiformes; Protopteridae
Gene: NSFL1C
Product: NSFL1 cofactor
Exons: 9
Coding region: 39-1142 (367 amino acids)
Biological process (GO): Golgi organization; proteasome-mediated ubiquitin-dependent protein catabolic process; nuclear membrane reassembly
Cellular component (GO): cytosol; nucleus
Molecular function (GO): ubiquitin binding
Source: RefSeq, a predicted model, not a curated record